Molecule: messenger RNA, 1425 nt
Organism: Dissoconium aciculare CBS 342.82
Lineage: Eukaryota; Fungi; Ascomycota; Dothideomycetes; Mycosphaerellales; Dissoconiaceae
Product: glycoside hydrolase family 105 protein
Exons: 4
Coding region: 13-1245 (410 amino acids)
Biological process (GO): carbohydrate metabolic process
Source: RefSeq, a predicted model, not a curated record
UACUCGACGUGGAUGCUUGAAAGCGUUAUCGCUCGCAAGGAGGGCGUCAGAGCAGCCGACGGCCUACUCAGUGAAAUCCAAAAGGGAUUCUUUCAGGAAAGCUUGCGGGAAGCAAUCGCAGCCAGCAGCGACCCUGAACAAGCCGCGGCGUGGACCGAAUAUCAUCGUGAAAGCCUGCAAUAUGGCAUUGAUGACUUCACGAAUGCUGUCAAAGAUUCGCGUGCACCUCUGGACAGAGUCUGCGCAGGCCGCAGUAUACUGCAGAGCGACGUUGCGACGCCUGUGGCGGAGAAGGCUCUACAGGCGCUCCGACAGUCAAUAGAUCUCCAACUACGGAGUGCAAACGGUGGGUUUUGGUAUUUUGCCGACCCACCACUUCCAUACGAACAAUAUGGCAACCUCUCCUACAGCGAUGGCAUGUACGGAUUCGCACCCUUCGCAACGCUCUAUGGCCAGAAAUUCUCUGACGGCCUAAACAUCAAUUCUGCUCUUGAACAGCUAGAGAUUCUGUACCAACAUGUCCAUCACGCCGCGACGGGUCUCAUCGUCCACGGAUAUGACGCGUCUAAAUCUGCGCCUUGGGCGGAUUCGAAAACGGGCGCCAGUCCGAUGGUCUGGGGUCGCAGCAUGGCAUGGUACCUUAUCGGUCUAGUCGAUGCCUUGGAGUUGGCAGAAAACGAUAGCAGAACAAAAUCGUCGCCAGCGUACAAACGCAUGAGAACCAUCUUACACGACAUUGCGCGCGCCAAUGUGGUCGCUGCGAGACAUUCGGCUACUGUCACGGGUAGCUAUGCAGUAUGGCAGGUCGUUGACCAGCCAGGUGCAGAGGGCAACUACAUCGAAGCCAGCGCCAGUGCGAUGAUUGCCUUCGUCUUAGCAAAGAGCCUCCGCCUGGGGUACAUCUCCGACCACGUAAUCAUCGAUGGAUCUGCUCACUCGCCAAUUAGACAAGGCGCUUACGGUCCACAGCAGGCCCAAACGCCUCUUCCUGCCGUGCUCACUGUCGGGGAUGUCGUCCGAGGACUAUACGAUGAAGUUGUCACUCUAUUUGUUGUCGAGAACGAUUCCGGGCUGUUGGAAUUUCAUGGUACAAGCAUCAUCGCCAGCCUCCAUGAGGCACGACCGAAUUUUGAUUAUUACGUCAACCGCGCACGGGUGAAUGACAGUCUCAUCGGAUCAAGCGCAUUCAUUCUCGCCAGCCUUGAGAUGGAAAGAUGGCUCGCAGCUGGUUCCACCAUCGUUUGAAGACGUCUAGACGAUGACAGAAGAUUGAAUGAGAACAGUCUCACCUUGACUGAGAAUACCGACUUUCAUUGCAUGACCACGAGGGGCAGUGGAGAGUACGAGAGCGUCGCCACAUUCCAUGUAUAAAUAUUGAAUGAGGAAGUAUGCGAUAUUUCCUGGUCUUCAAAUGAUGAUUGAGCC